AUGUCAGGCAUCACAACAGACAGUGCCUCAAAUAACAAAAAAGCCUUUGAGGACUACACCUGGAUUCCUUGUUUUGGACACAAUCUCCACCUUGCUGUAAAUAAGGCAUUAGACAUAAACAGGGUGUCUGCAGUGCUGUCAAGGCUUCGAAAAACUAUUUCUGCCUUUACAAGAUCCCCAAAACUUUCACGCCAGCUGACCAAGAAACAGAAAGAUCUGUCCUCUUCAGACCACAAACUCAUUCAUGAUGAACCCACUCGCUGGAAUUCUUCAUACGAUAUGGUGCAACGUUUCUUGGAGCAGCAGCAGGUUGUCUGUGCUGUCCUGGCUGAAGACAGGAAAAAAUGGCAUCUGAUGCCAAAAGACUCAGAUAUUACAGUUUUAGAAACUGUUAAAGCAGUUCUUGAGCCACUCAGUCCUUUUACUGAUGCACUUAGCGGGGAAAAACAUACUACCCUGUCUUCAGUCUUGCCGUUACUCUGGAAGAGAUUUGAGUGUCUCAGUCAUGAACAAAGUGACUCUGCAUUAGCCAAAGAGAUGAAGGAAAAGAUACACGAGUAUCUUCAGCAUCGCUAUGAUGACUAUGGGGAAAAGAAAGAAAAAGGAGUGCCACCAUCCUCAAGUCAAGCACCUCUUUCUGCAAGUGACAAGAUAAAUGGUGAAUUCUUGGUGUACGAUCAGAUGCCUGAGGUCAGUGCUGAGGAUGAUCCACUUAUCUGGUGGAAAACAAAUAUGGGUACUCUACCUCAACUAUCAGAGUUUGCCAGGAAGUACCUUUGCAUUGCUGCAUCUAGCUGUUCAUCUGAAAGAGUGUUCAGUACUGCAGGGUACAUUGUUAGCCCAAGACGCUAA
Molecule: messenger RNA, 852 nt
Organism: Hydra vulgaris (swiftwater hydra)
Lineage: Eukaryota; Metazoa; Cnidaria; Hydrozoa; Anthoathecata; Hydridae
Product: zinc finger BED domain-containing protein 4-like
Molecular function (GO): protein dimerization activity
Source: RefSeq, a predicted model, not a curated record